CACUCUCCCACCCACAUGCUCUUCUUCUCUCUUCCUCUCUCAAAGGGUCAAUAUUUUCUUGCUUAUAUAUUUGACUCUUUCAACAUUCCCUCAAACUCCACUUCAAGCAAAGAAAUAACACAAGACUUACAAAGUGUUAGGAAAACUAAGAUAUAUAUGGCUAUAGAGCUUGAUGAUGAUGUCUUCUUUGCAGACAUAAGCAAACAGAUCUCUCUUCUCAUUAUGGAUGAAGAUGAACAGUUAAACCCUGUUUCUCUCUCUACCUCAUCCGCUCUUGCGUUCCAGGGUAUGUUCAGAGGAAGCUACCAAACGGCCCCAUAUAUGUAUCAUAAAGAACCAAGCAAAGGAACUGGCGUGUUCAUCCCUAAAUCUUCUCAGUCCAGAAGAAGACCUCAUCAUCCCAAGCAAGGUAGGUUUAAUUCCUUCAACGCCAAGCAACAACACUCUCUUCAUCAAAACAAGCAACAGUAUCAUGACAACUCAAGGUGUACUCACACCACUCACAACAACAAGAGCAGCAUGAUCACUAGUAAUGUUCAUGCCUCUAUCGCAAGAAGAAGCUACAGAGAUGCAGCAUCUAUCUACACUUGAUUAAUUUUUAACAAAUAUUUUACAUGAUUCAUGGUUUUUGUGUGAUUGAUUCAUAUAACUAUAUAUAUUCUAUAGAUGCAUAAGAUUUAUUUGUUUGUAAAUCAGCGAAGAAUAAAGCGUUCUGCUUCUGUAAGGAAGGUCUUGGAGAUUUUAUGUAAUUUUUUCUUGUCAUUUUAGAGAUAUUCAUUGACUUCGCUCCUUUUGUAAAAUAUGUUUUAAGCAUUAAAUUGAAAAUCAAGUUA
Molecule: messenger RNA, 833 nt
Organism: Brassica rapa (field mustard)
Lineage: Eukaryota; Viridiplantae; Streptophyta; Magnoliopsida; Brassicales; Brassicaceae
Source: RefSeq, a predicted model, not a curated record